This is a messenger RNA of Morchella sextelata, 216 nucleotides long. RefSeq lists its product as uncharacterized. NCBI's taxonomy places the organism in Eukaryota, Fungi, Ascomycota, Pezizomycetes, Pezizales, Morchellaceae. The record is from RefSeq and is a predicted model, not a curated record. The coding region runs from base 1 to 216 and encodes 71 amino acids. The transcript has a single exon.
AUGGAGAAGAUCCAAUUUCUCUUCGAUGGCGUUCAGGACAGCAGGGGUGUGUGGUUUGGGCGAGACCGUUUAAGAAGUCACCUCAUCGAUUUUCACUCGCCUUCUACAGCAAGAUUUCUUGAUGGCCACCACUGCGGAUUUUCGCGUGGCAAAGACACCACAUUGUUCGCUUCAGCAAACGAGGGCUUCGCGGAGAGCCAAUGGGCGGUGCGGUGA